AUGUCAAGGGAUGCGAUAGAAUAUUCAAAACUAUUCGCUAAGCUAGUCGAUCAGAAUGACGACACAAAAUUAGACGAUGUAAUAGCAUCCUUCCUAUACUACAUGUUUCCAAGAGAACUUUUUAUUCGAGCCAUUUCAUUGUUAGAAUCGUCAGACAUGUUUAUAUAUAUACUAGAUAAGUUCCAUGAGGAGGAAAACAAAGUAUCCAGGUCGUUGGUUGAUAUGUUGAUUGACAAGUUUUAUACGGACUCGUUGGAUUCGCCGUUGGAAUAUCGGCUGAUUGUUAAGGAUACUAACGAUGGGGCACCCCCAAUACUGGUAGAUAUAGCCCACUGGUUUUGCUCAUGCGAAGAAUACUGUAAACACUUUCAUGAAACACUCGAAAAAACUGAUGAGAAGGAAGAAUUACACGAUUUGUUAAUAAAUGAAGUUGAUGACCAUUUGCAAUUUUCAGAUGAUAAAUUUGCGCAACUGGAUCCUCACAGUUUAUGCAAACAAUGGUACUUCAAAUUUGAUAAAAUUUGCUGUUCACAUUUACUAGCGUUUUCCAUUCUACUCAAAUCUUCGAUAACCGUGCUAAGGUUUUUCACGGAUAGCUCCAAUAAAGUCUUUGUGAUAUCGAUAGACGAUAUUGAUGAAUGGCUGAAUUUACAUAUCAAUAUAGUUGAAUAG
Messenger RNA from Saccharomyces kudriavzevii IFO 1802, 672 nucleotides. It is a transcript of the gene SHU2, whose product is annotated as Shu2p. NCBI's taxonomy places the organism in Eukaryota, Fungi, Ascomycota, Saccharomycetes, Saccharomycetales, Saccharomycetaceae. Bases 1 to 672 code for a protein of 223 amino acids. The record is from RefSeq and is a predicted model, not a curated record. The transcript has a single exon.